Messenger RNA from Octopus sinensis (East Asian common octopus), 1431 nucleotides. RefSeq names its product vacuolar protein sorting-associated protein 29. The record is from RefSeq and is a predicted model, not a curated record. Gene Ontology annotation, cellular component: retromer complex; endosome. Lineage: Eukaryota; Metazoa; Mollusca; Cephalopoda; Octopoda; Octopodidae. Gene Ontology annotation, biological process: intracellular protein transport; retrograde transport, endosome to Golgi. Bases 156 to 704 code for a protein of 182 amino acids. The transcript has 4 exons.
UCAUAAUCGUCGUAUCUAAGCAACUUGUUGGUAAGUCAGGUGUUGGUUUCUAUCGUCAGGUGCUGGUGGACUUUUUAAAGGAAACCUAAUACGUUUGUUUAUUUAUCCAUCAAUUCCGAUUCCAUUUAGCUCCGUUGCUUUCAUUUAUUUCUAAGAUGUUGGUGCUAGUUCUUGGUGAUUUGCACAUUCCACAUCGCUGCAAUAGCAUGCCUAAUAGAUUUAAGAAACUUUUGGUACCUGGCAAGAUUCAGCAUAUUUUAUGUACAGGUAAUCUAUGUACAAAAGAAUCAUUUGAUUACCUGAAGACAUUAGCUAGUGAUGUUCAUGUCGUGCGUGGAGACUUUGAUGAAACUCUUAAUUACCCUGAGCAAAAAGUGGUGACUGUUGGCCAGUUUCGGAUUGGUUUGUGUCAUGGACAUCAAGUAGUGCCAUGGGGGGAAACAGAAAGUUUAGCUAUGGUACAACGGCAAUUAGAUGUAGACAUUCUCAUUUCAGGCCACACCCAUAUAUUUGAUGCUUUUGAACAUGAAAACAAAUUCUACAUUAAUCCAGGAUCGGCCACUGGAGCUUAUAAUCCCUUGGAAAAUAAUGUCAUUCCUUCAUUUGUGAUUUUGGACAUCCAGCAGUCAACUGUAGUUGCCUAUGUCUAUAAGCUGAUAAAUGACGAUGUUAAAGUGGAGAGGAUAGAAUAUAAGAAGUCAUAGAAAAUAUUGUUAUUUAUAGAUAAAGAUAUAUGAAGAGAAUAUAGACUUAUGGUGGAGUUUUGUAUAUUUUAAAAGCCUGACUACAACGGUGGAAGUAAUUCUACUGAAGACUUCUGAAGAACACCAGGACUGAUUAAGAAUAUAAGCCAAGCAAACAGCUCAUCUUCUCAACUGUGACAGAUUUACAGUUAUGGCGAGGGUUUGUUAAUAUGGUAUAACGAUAGCAUCAUCUGGUAAAAAUAUCCCCAAUUAUUUGUAAGGAAAUCUACUUCUUAAAUUCCUACUCAUUCUGGCUGCAUGUACAUCUCUAAUGAUUUAACUGUAACAAUACACACACACACACAUACAUAUAUAUAUAUGUGUGUGUGUGUGUGUACACACAUGAUCUUUAUCCAAUUUAUAUAUGUAUCUGACUGAAAUAUGUGACCAUAUUAGUAUACAUAUAUACAUAUGUAUAUAUAUAUAUUGAAACACAUGAGCAUAUUAAAAAUUGUAAUCUACCAUAGUUGUUUUUAUAACUGCUAUUACUUGUCAGCUUUUUUAGUAUUUAAAAUAAUCUACAAAAACAACAAGAACAAUGUUAAAAAUCUGCUCUACCAUUGACAUUACUGGUUCAUUGUUAACAUGAUCACCACCUUUCCCUUAACUGACCAAAUGGUCGUUUUUUUUCUGACUGAAUGAAAAUGGUUACCUAUAAACAAAUAAACCUCUAUAAAGUACUGUUUCA